This is a messenger RNA of Zeugodacus cucurbitae (melon fly), 1841 nucleotides long. RefSeq lists its product as uncharacterized. Bases 324 to 1091 code for a protein of 255 amino acids. The record is from RefSeq and is a predicted model, not a curated record. The transcript is spliced from 7 exons. Lineage: Eukaryota; Metazoa; Arthropoda; Insecta; Diptera; Tephritidae.
CGAAAACCAACAUAUGAAAAUCUCUUUAAAUUUACUACAGAUAAUGAAAUCAACGAAAACAACUUUAUAUAAAAUACCUAAAGCAGAAAACUAUGUGUUUUAAAAAAUUGCUGAAAACAUUUAUUAAAAUUUGAAACGCCUACAGCGUGAAAUCUUCAAUUUUAAUGCAUUCUCUUUAAAAUGUAAGCUUUUGAGUGACUGAUCUCCACAUUGAUUACAUUUAUUUGUGAGCCAUCAAGACGAAAGUGGUUUCGUCCACUUCCUGACGAGUGGAUUUUAAGUUGUAAAACAAAAAACCAAAAACACGAAGACAACACACAAAGAUGGCGAUAUUGCAGUCUUGCUGCUUUUGGAAGACAGUGCGUACCGGUAGCAUAGCAAGCGCUACCUACACUUUGGUGUAUUUUGGUUUCUCCACCAUUGUUAUGCUUAUUACCGUUUACGACGAGCAGGAAUUCCUGGCUGGCAGCAGAGCGCAACCAUUGGGGGAAAGCAUUUUGGCUAAGGGAGAGAUAACGCCGGCUAUUGUUGUAUUUAAUAUUCUCUUUCUGAUUUGCUCGUUCUUCAUUGUGUUAUCAUCGCUCUUAAUGUUCGUGGGACUGAAGCAAAACCGUCGUCAACUGCUGUUACCCUGGAUUGUUUUCAUGCUGUGCGAUGUGCUGAUUGAAAUUUUUCACUUGGUCUAUUUAUCAUUUACGCAAAUGGUGAAUUUCGAUCCCAUAGUUGGUUUUAUAUUCACCAUCGACUUUUUUAUAAUGUGUCUGAAUUCAUACUGUCUGCUGUGCGUGAUAUCGCAAUACCAAAAUUACCUGCAGGGACGUGGUUACGGGAAUCAACAGAUACGGACCGAAGUGGUGAUACCAUCAGCUGAUGGUGGUGCUAUGGCGAGUCAGAGUUAUUUGCGUGCAACGAAAAUACAAAAAUCGCUAGCCAGUCCCUACAUCACAACAAAUCCGCACACGCACAUUUCGACGAUACACGAGGAGAUGGACCAAAAUCAUAAAAUUCCUACGAGUUCAGCGGAAGCGCUGAGCGAACCGCUAGAGGACAACUGCAUACAAAUGACUGUCAACAUUCCGUCUCCGUUGUAAAUGUGACAUUACCUAUAUGUAGUAUAGCAGGCGAGUAUGUAAGCAGUGGCGGAAGCAGCAACGGGAUUUGUAACGAAUGAAUGCAACAGUUACGCGAACAUAUGUGGAUGAAAUGGGAAAUUUUUUGCUGUAACUGAACACACGUGGAGCUACUUUUGUAAUGUAUAAAUGCACGUAAAAGCCGCGUGCAGUAAAAAUGCAGGCAACAAUUCUGUGAAAGAAAGUAUUUUUCGAAGUCGCACACAAAGUGCGCAGAAUAAUCGAUGCGGAUGUUCCUUUGUCAAUUUAACAACAGCAUAUUUUGGAAAAAAUAAAAGGUAUAUCGCUGGCCUGCAUUUCCUUGUCUACAUGGAUAUGGAUGUGCGUGUAUGUAUAUAGUACUUAUUUAUUAUUUUACUAAAAACAAAUUUUACGGCUUCAACAAGAAGAAGUUAUUUAAGAAGAAGUUCUUGAAUGAAUGAAUUUCAAUAUAGAGGUGUUUCUAUAGCGGUAGAGAAUUAUAAAGAAAUAAUGAGUCCCUUCAGAAUAGUUCGCACUUCUUACAUUGUUCCGGCUUUAGACUUUAUAUGAAGGUAUGUCGAACAUAAUUGUAAACGUUGCUUGUUGACAACUAUCAAUUAAAGAAACUCUUAACCCCUAAAGAAACAUUAUUUAAGUUCAAAAAUAGUUUUGUAUAAAAGUUGUUUUCGGAUGAAAAAACUUUUCGAUAUUGCACAUUGUAAAUAUUUAUUAUAUUUAAAUUUUAUUUCA